Messenger RNA from Trematosphaeria pertusa, 969 nucleotides. RefSeq lists its product as uncharacterized. Gene Ontology annotation, molecular function: DNA-binding transcription factor activity; RNA polymerase II cis-regulatory region sequence-specific DNA binding. The annotation marks the transcript as partial. Gene Ontology annotation, biological process: regulation of transcription by RNA polymerase II. NCBI's taxonomy places the organism in Eukaryota, Fungi, Ascomycota, Dothideomycetes, Pleosporales, Trematosphaeriaceae. The transcript has a single exon. The record is from RefSeq and is a predicted model, not a curated record.
GAAAUCAUGGACGGCAAGAACUCCUCCGGCCGCCGAGUUUCUCUGUUGAACGACAACCCAGAACCUCCUUCCCAGCCCGUCCGCCUGCCGUCGCUCGCGCUUUCCCUUCGUUCGAGAACAUCGAGCUACGCGACCUCGCCAGUGAGCUCUCCCCCAACGCCUCCGCUUGUGCGCAGCGACUCCUCGGAUUCCACCAACAUGCAGACUCCCUCGCCCAUUACGCCAGAGUUUAGCUUCGAGGGCCUUCCCGCCCAGGGCAUGGCCUCCCCGGUCUUUUCGCAUUCUAGCUUCUUCCCAACGCAAAAGGAGCUGGGCUCCGCUUACCCACCUGUUCCCCAAGCCGUUGGACCGCUACCGUACCAUGCCACGGGCGCGUCGCAAGCCGCAUACUUUCGGCCUCAGCAGGCGACAGAGAGCCAAAACAUGUCGGCGGCACCUAAUCCGCGGUCGAAGAAGAACAGCUACCCUUGUCCACUGGCUAAAGAGUUCAACUGCAGCGACCACUUCACUACCUCCGGCCACGCCGCGCGCCACGCCAAGAAGCACACGGGCAAGAAGGAUGCGUUUUGCCCCGAGUGCAACAAGGCCUUUACCCGCAAAGACAACAUGGAGCAGCACCGCCGCACUCACCAGAGUGGGCGCAAUGCUGCCAAAGGCGGCGAUACCAGCGUGAAGAAGGCCAAGCAGCAGGCAAAGCGACCCAAGCCUGCUCCCAUCCAGUCUUCCGUGCCAUCCCUCUCUUCCCUUUCCAUGGUAGAUCCCUCUCUUCCGGCCAGCCCCUCAGGCUCCGGCUUCGCAAUUGCCCCCGCAGUGCAGCCCGCAGAGUCGUUUAGCGACUAUUCCCAACGCUCGCCCUAUCCCGACCCCACCGCUUUCUCAAUGAACCACGGCUUCUCCAUGGGAUCUUCUUAUGGGCUAGAUGCCCUUGCCAUCGCCGCAAGCGGGGAAAAGCGCAAGUUCGAGUCAUAG